AAUCAACCACGUUAUAAAUUUCAUCUCAGGUCAACCGCCCGAGCUUCACUGAAGCAGUUCCUUUGUUAGUCCUCAGUGUAAGUUGUAGGUUCACACAGCCAUGCUCUUGGACUUCACAACCAGGAGAUACUGACGUUCGUAAGCUGCUUUGAUCCAGUUAAUUCAUGAAAAGUGGAACAAGAUCAAGCGUACUAGUAUACUCGCAACUACUUACAUUGCAUAAACCCUUUCCCCCCAUAACAAACUGAGAGAAAGGGUUACCAAAGAUGGCGAAGAACAUCCUGUUGCGCAUGCGCACAUUGCCUCUCCGCGGCGUGCUGACUGUGAUUGGCGGGUUCCUGAUACACAGCACCAUCAGCACCGGGUACGUCUUUGGCACCCUAAAUCCCUAUCUGACGUCCUACCUGCGGGCUCGAAGUUCUUCCAGUGAUGUGACUUACUCAGAAAGUGUUUGGAUUUCCACGGCGAACUUUCUGUCCUUUGCACUGUGUAUGCCCAUAUUAGGCUGGAUAGAGCAGAAGUUACCUUCAAGAAUCUGCACUCUUAUUGGCGGACUUAUUUACAGUUCCAGUUUGUUCCUCACGUACUUCGCUAUGCAGCAUUCUCUCACCUUGACGGUCUUUAUAUAUGGCGCUAUGAACGGUGCUGGGAAAAGUAUGGCAUUCCCUGGAGCUCUGAAAAGUGCCCUCAAGUGGUUUCCAAACAGAUCUGGUCUGGUGACAGGAAUCAUCAUCUCUGGAAUUGGUUUUGGAACCAUCGCCUUGAACCAGGUCGUCACUGCCUUCAUUAACCCUGACAACCUGUCUCCUGAUGCAACGAUCAAAGAUGACUUGUUCUUCACUCAGGCCUCUCUGCUGGACAGGGUACCCUACUGCUUCCUGCUACUGGGUGGGGUCUGUACGGCCAUACAGCUCCUCGCCGUCAUGUUCCUCAUAGCCACACCCACGGACACGCCCUCACAGGAGGGAAGUUCUGAUGAGGCAGUUAACACGAGUCAUGCAGAGGAGACGAAUCCAGAUGAAAAGCCCAAAGAAGUGGGAGACGUUACACUGGACGCAUUUAGAAAACAUUCCCCCAGUGUCAUCUCUCAAGAAGACGACGGUAGCUACACUCCACGUCAGGUUUUACAAUCGAAGACUUUCUACCUGUUCUGGCUAAUCUACAGCUGUGUGAUCCUCGGUAUAUUCUUCGUCACCAACUUCUACAAGACCUUUUCAAACACAUUCAUCAAAGAUGACCAUUUUCUGACUCUGUCAGGGUCUGUGGCCUCAGUCUUUGGUGCUCUUGGCAGACUGUUUUGGGGAGCCCUGGGCGACAAGAUAGGCUACAGGGAAUCACUCACCAUUGUCAUCGGGGUGUUUGGAGCAGCAGGGGCGACCUUCACCUUGUGUGAAUAUGGCGGGAAAGUGAUGCUGAUGAUUUGGCUGUGUGUCAUCUACGGGACGUUCUCGGGAUGCUUCGCACUCAUGCCAUCACUAACAGUCUCUCUAUAUGGUCAGAAAUACUUCAGCGUCAACUGCGGUCUGCUCGGCACCAGCCACAUUGUAGUUCAGCUGGCAGGGGCGCUUCUGACGUCACAACUGAAAUCCGCCAUUGGAUGGCAUGGGAUACUCUACAUAGGCGGUGGAGGAAUAAUAUUCAGUUUCUGUUUGUGCUGUGGAAUGCUUGUGCAGUACAGAAUGGCCAAGAGGAGAGAAAUGAAGUACAGCAACAAACACGCCGAGACAUCAUAUGACACCCGCCUGUAGAUUAAAAAACAGAACUUUAUCCGGAAGGAAAUACAUGGAUAUUGCAAAUAUAACUUCUUCGGUGAAAUAUAAACAGA
Molecule: messenger RNA, 1825 nt
Organism: Haliotis rufescens (red abalone)
Lineage: Eukaryota; Metazoa; Mollusca; Gastropoda; Lepetellida; Haliotidae
Exons: 12
Coding region: 267-1748 (493 amino acids)
Biological process (GO): transmembrane transport
Molecular function (GO): transmembrane transporter activity
Source: RefSeq, a predicted model, not a curated record